UCAUUUAUAAUGGUACGAUGAGGAGAUGAGGAUAUUUUAACAUGAAAUUAAACUGAAGACGGACAUCCUUGUACAAGUGCAUAAGGCGUUUUCCAUAUUAAGAAAUUUUGUAGUCUUUUAAUGUUAACAUAUUAAAAACGUAGUACCAGCUUGAGCUCAUUUGACAUUUUGCAGCCAACCGCCAUACAAAAGUUCGUUAAUAAGUUAGUGCAAUAAUAUAUUUAAUAAAUGUUAAAACUGUGGAGGUAAUUUGAUUGAUAAACCAUAAACAUGAAUAAAAACACCGUAUCCAAGCAUUUAACGUCAGUGCCCGUUGUCAAAAACACACAGAAACCUGAAAUAGUCAAACAAACUUUUAACAAAGAGAAUGUUGAACAGAACAUACGUAAACCACAAACACUAAAUAAUGAAGAAUCCCGAAAUCCUACGACAACUGUACCUGGCCCUUCUGUAGAUAAGAAACCAGCUGACUCUACAAAGAAAGUAUGGCAAUUAUCUGAUUUUGAUAUAGGAAAAGCCCUGGGGCGAGGAAAAUUUGGAAACGUAUAUAUGGCACGUGACAAAGCAUCUAAAUUUAUUAUAGCCUUAAAAGUUUUAUUCAAAGAUCAAAUAGCAUCGUCUCAAGUAGAACACCAAGUUAGACGAGAGAUAGAAAUCCAGUGCCAUUUAAAGCAUGAGAAUAUCUUGAGAAUGUAUGGAUAUUUUCAUGAUGAUAAGAGAGUUUAUUUGAUUUUAGAAUAUGCCCCUGGUGGAGCUCUGUAUAAAGUAAUGCAAGAGCAACCAAAUAAGCGAUUUGAGGAGGCGCAAGCUGCUAUAUAUAUUCGUGAUUUGGCAUCUGCACUCCUAUAUUUACAUGAUAGAGGUGUUAUACACAGAGAUAUAAAGCCAGAAAAUCUAUUAUUGGGUAACAAAGGACAAUUGAAAAUAGCUGAUUUUGGUUGGUCAGUCCAUGCACCAAGUUCUCGAAGAACCACUGUUUGUGGAACAUUAGACUAUCUCCCUCCAGAGAUGGUACAAGGAAAAUCUCAUACAAAACUAGUAGAUCUAUGGUCACUGGGAGUUCUAUGUUACGAGUUGCUGGUAGGAAAGCCUCCUUUUGAAACCGAAAGUUACGACCAAACUUAUAUUAAAAUUUGCAAGGCUCAAUAUACCACACCAAACCAUGUAUCAAUGGCUGCAUCUCAUUUAAUUAAAUGUCUUUUGAAUGUAGAGCCAGAAAAACGCAUACCUCUAAAAGAGGUUUUAAAACAUCCUUGGGUCAAUGGUUCAAUGCAACCAAAGAUAAAUAAUUAAAAGAAUAUUUCUUCACUUUAUACCCACAAAUAUUUUAUAUUAAUAA
Messenger RNA from Ctenocephalides felis (cat flea), 1339 nucleotides. RefSeq names its product aurora kinase C (gene aurA). NCBI's taxonomy places the organism in Eukaryota, Metazoa, Arthropoda, Insecta, Siphonaptera, Pulicidae. Gene Ontology annotation, biological process: regulation of cytokinesis; mitotic spindle organization; protein phosphorylation. Gene Ontology annotation, molecular function: ATP binding; protein kinase activity. The transcript has 2 exons. Bases 271 to 1293 code for a protein of 340 amino acids. Gene Ontology annotation, cellular component: chromosome passenger complex; spindle midzone; spindle microtubule. The record is from RefSeq and is a predicted model, not a curated record.